AUGCCGUCUCCAGAAAUCUCGAAAAGGGUUUUAGACGCAAAGCUUGAAGCUUGCAAAUUCGCGUUCUUGAGGCUAAGUGCUGUUAAAACGACGAGAAUGAAGAACUAUAAGCAAUUGCGUACUUUGCUUAUGUUGAAAGAAAUUUCUCGACGUGGUGCUGAUCGAGACUUUCUUAAAGAUCCGGAGAAUAGUGUAACCCGAAUUCUGUGUUCGGUUCUAAAGCAAGUGGUUAGUAACGCAGACCGUUCUCUGAAGUCUCUUCGUGGGUUUCACUAUGAGACAUUGGAUGAUCAAGAGAAGCAACAUGUGACGAGGAUGAUUGCAAGUGUACAAGGAAUGGGUAGUAGAAAAUACGAACCGGAAACUAUUGAUCAGCUGGAUGACAUGACCGAGCCAAUGGAAAUGGAGAUAUAUUUGGGAAAUGGGGAUGAUUCUGUUGGCGGGGACUUCGAUGACAUUGUUUUGGAGCCAAUUUCAUGGCCUUUGCAGUCUCAACUAACUCUUGAAUGGGUUGAGACUUUGAUGGGUUUAUUAAACCAAUUCACAUGGAAGAACUCGGUUUCCGAGUUGCCUUUGAUAUUGCCACAUUCUGUUGCUUUUUCUCUGGUUGAUUUUGCUUCGCAGAUUCUAGACAAAGAAGCCAAUUGCGUUAGAGUCAAUUGCUGUAGUGAGAAUUCCAGAGUGAUUGUGGUUGGAGAUCUCCAUGGUCAACUACACGAUCUUCUCAAAAUCUUUGAUCAAUCAGGAAGGCCUUCACUGAACCAACGUUUUGUGUUCAACGGUAAUUACAUAGGUCGAGGUUCUUGGAGCCUAGAAGUGUUCUUGAUUCUCUUAGCUUGGAAGAUUCUGAUGCCUGAGAGUGUAAUUUUACUUCGAGGAAGCUCUGAAACAAGAGUUUCGGCAGAAGAGCUUGAUUUCUUGAAAGAAACAUGUGACAGAUACGCUGAGCACGGGCCAAUGCUAUACUCCAAGUGUAUAGAUUGUUUCAUAAUGUUACCUUUGGCAUCGGUGAUAUCAGACAGUGUCUACACAACUCAUGGAGGUCUCUUUCAAAGUUCUGGGGUCCAAGAAGAUAGCACGAAUCCCUCUCUGUUGUUGGGUUCGUUAGAGGAACUUGACGAGAUUGAGAGGAGAAAAGUUGGUGAGAAUGAUGAUGAGAAUGUAACUCUUAACCAUGUUUUAUGGUCAUGUCCAUGGAUGGCUGAUGGUUUGAGCGAAAGCAAUUACAAGGGACUUCUUUGGGGAGCUGAUUGCACUGAGACUUUUCUAAAACAGUCAAACUUAAAGAUGAUUAUAAGAUCACAUGAAGGCCCCGAUGCAAGAGCAGAUCGAGAAGACAUGGGAAACAUGCUAAGCGGUUACUCUGUAGAUCAUGAUGUAGAAUCUGGAAAGCUUUGCACAAUCUUCAGUGCUUCAAUGUUCUCACAGGGUUCAAGAAACUACGAAAAUGAAGGCGCAUAUGCUGUUCUUGAGCCUCCCAAUUUCGCAGAGCCCAGAUUUGUGUCUUACACAGUUGAAAAUGUCCCCAGGGUACAACAUCAAAUCAUAAGUGAUGGACCUUCAACUUUACAACCGCUAAUGUGGGAGAAUAGAACAGGACAAGGAUUUGCAUCAGUAGGGAUUUCGAAUCCGCCCUCUUGGACUGUUCCUUUGCCCAAUGACCCGUGUCAGAUCCUUCAGCUUCGAGAGCCUCUUCAAGUCUUUGAAGGUCUUCCUCUUCCUGAUACCAUCGAGGAGCCUCACAAAUCCAACUACGAUUACUUGUUCAGACUCAUAACUGCUCUUAAACAAGAAAUUCAAACUAGGGACAACCACGAGAAAGAAUUGAUGGAUCAUUUGACGAAGACUAAAGCUACAUUGGAAGUCAUAAGCCAAAUGUCAUCUUCGCUCUGA
Molecule: messenger RNA, 1893 nt
Organism: Arabis nemorensis
Lineage: Eukaryota; Viridiplantae; Streptophyta; Magnoliopsida; Brassicales; Brassicaceae
Source: the annotation of a GenBank genome assembly